This is a messenger RNA of Hypomesus transpacificus, 5002 nucleotides long. RefSeq names its product phosphofurin acidic cluster sorting protein 2 (gene pacs2). Lineage: Eukaryota; Metazoa; Chordata; Actinopteri; Osmeriformes; Osmeridae. Gene Ontology annotation, molecular function: transmembrane transporter binding. The coding region runs from base 480 to 3191 and encodes 903 amino acids. The record is from RefSeq and is a predicted model, not a curated record. Gene Ontology annotation, biological process: protein localization to plasma membrane. The transcript has 26 exons.
CUUGACCUGAGCCAUUUUGGUUAAUUCACGAACUUACGCAAAACGAAAUAUUUAACAUAGAAAUAGGCAUUCACUGGGCGAUUGUCAUUCCAUGAGAGAUUUUUAAGACCCGCUGACAGGUAGAGAUUUAAAGGUGUUGGGGUACAGUCCAAACUUGCAGGUAGGCUCCGUCCCAGCUGAAGUAGCAAAAGAGUGUUGGAUGAAAAGCCGCGGCCAACAAUGACGUCGCUAUUUCCUGUGAUAGUGAGAGUGGGUCUACCGCAGUUCUACCCAGGAGAGGGAGGAGGAGAGUGAGCCGCUGGAUCCCGAACUGAAAACAAGCGCGGAGAAAUGUGCACGUCGUUUAGACCCGAUCGCUGCCCUCCACAUUUCACUAACGUAAACAUCGUCUGAAGAACCACGGUUUUGAUUUAGGACUUAAAACAUUGUUUUUAGUUACUCCUAAAACCCUCGUGCAAGUCUCAUUCCCACCGUGAACCAUGGCGGAGAGAAGUGGCCGGCUGAGUUUCCCCGGGAGUGGGGCUCUCAAUAGACCCGUGCCCAUGAACCUGUUCGCUACCUGGGAAAUAGAUGGAUCUUCUCCGAGCUGCAUCCCAAGGCUGUGCAGUCUCACUCUGAAGAAGCUGGUGGUGUUGAGAGAGCUGGAUAAGGAGCUAAUCUCUGUGGUCCUUGCGGUGAAAAUCCAGGGUUCCAAGCGGAUCCUGAGGUCUCAUGAGAUAGUGCUGCCCCCUGCUGGACUGGUGGAGACAGACCUGGCUCUCACCUUCUCUCUGCAGUACCCUCAUUUCCUGAAGCGAGAGGGAAACAAGCUCCAGAUCCUGCUGCAGAGGAGGAAGAGGUACAAGAACCGCACGAUCCUGGGCUACAAGACGCUGGCUGCAGGCUCCAUAGACAUGGCAGAGGUGAUGCAGCACCCGCCUGAGGGAGGCCAGGUGCUGGCUCUGUGCAGCCACCAGAAGGAAAUGCUGGGGAAGGUGGCGGAGAUCUGGAUCUCCUCCCUGUCCAGCCAGCCCAUCGACCACGAGGAGGCCGCGCUGCAGGGACAGAAGAUCAAAUGUUCUGACAACUACUCGGAGGAGGAGUAUGAGAGUUUCUCGUCCGAGCAGGAGGCCAGCGAUGAUGCUGUGCAGGGCCAGGACCUGGAGGAUGACGAGUAUGAUGUGAGGAAGCCAAAGAAGCAGAGGAGGUCUAUAGUCAGGACCGCCUCCAUCACCAGGCAGCAGAACUUUAAGCAGCGCGUCGUUGCUCUUCUGAAGCGCUUUAGGGUGUCAGAUGAGGUGUUGGGUUCGGAGCAGGACCCUGCAGAGCCGCCCCCUGAGGUGGAGGAGGACCUGGAGAGUCUGGAGUUUGAAAACCCCAGCGACAGCGGCCCGGAGAUGGACGACGACGACAGUGUUCUCAGCACCCCCAAACCCAAACUGAAGCCAUAUUUCGAGGGUCUGUCCCUGUCCAGUUCUCAGACGGAGAUAGGCAGCAUCCACAGCAUCAGGAGUCACAGAGAGCCACCAAGCCCAAUGGACCCAGACAAAACCAAAAGUGGCAGUGCUAAAUUCCAGCAGGACAGCAUCUCUGACAAUGUCUCUUUUGAGCUGCCAGAGGCGGUGACCCCCACCACUGAGCUGGAGAUGGACAACAUGGACACCUUCCUGGAGAGGCUCCCGCCCAGCGGGAAGAUGACCAAGACCGAGUCUCUCAUCAUUCCCUCCAACAGGCAGGAACCUAAGUUGGCAGGAAGAAGAGGGAGGAGCACGUCCCUGAAGGAGCGCCAGCCGAGCAGGCCGCAGAACGAGAGGGCCAACAGCCUGGACAACGAGCGGUCCCUGGACACACGCUGCCACCUACAGAUCCCCAGGAAGACGGUGUACGACCAGCUGAACCACAUCCUGGUGUCUGAUGACCACCUCCCUGACAGCAUCAUCCUCAUCAACACCUCCGACUGGCAGGGCCAGUAUCUAUCAGAUGUUCUUCAGAACCACCAUCUCCCAGUGGUCUGCACCUGCACCACAGCCGACAUCCAGGCUGCGUUCAACACCAUCGUAUCGCGCAUCCAGAGAUUCUGUAACUGUAACUCCCAGACGCCCAUUCCCAUCAAGAUCGCUGUGGCGGGGGCGCAACACUACCUCAGCGCCGUGCUCCGGCUGUUUGUGGACCACCUCUCCCACAAGACCCCUGACUGGCUGGGCUACAUGAGGUUCCUCAUCAUCCCUCUGGGAUCUCAUCCUGUCUCCAAAUACCUGGGCACCAUCGACCAUCGUUACAACUGUUUGUUCCAAGACGCUGCCUGGAGAGACCUGUUCCAUAAGCCGGAGGCUGGACUCCUGGGGCAGGAGAGUCCAGACGUGGUCUCCAGGGUUACCCAGUACAUGGUGGGGGCUAACGGAGCACACCAGCUCCCCAUCGCCGAGGCCAUGCUCACCUACAAACAACGCAGGAAAAAGAGCUUUCAUUUUGAUUUUGCAGUAAGUCUCUCUGUGUCCUCACUGGGGGGCAGAUGGCAGUGGACUCAAAGCCCGGACGAGGACUCGUGCCAGAAGUUCAUCCCUUUCAUUGGGAUGGUGAAGGUUGGCAUUGUGGAGCAGACCUCAGCCACAUCAGGGGACUCUGAUGACGCGGCCCCUGUGGGCUCAGCCCUCCUCUCCUCCACUCCUCCACAAGUGUCUCCUGCAAUGAAGGAGGCCUCCCCCACUCCUCCCUCUUCUCCCUCCGUCCAUACCAGCUUCAACAUUAGCAGUUCGCCGGGCGGGGGCCAGGGAGAGCUGAUGGGUCUGCAGGUAGACUACUGGGUGGCUCCAGCCGAGAGGAAGAGAGACGUGGAGAAGCGGGACUCCUCCUCCAAGAACACGCUGAAGUGCACCUUCCGCUCGCUGCAGGUCAGCAGGCUGCCUCAAGGGGGCGCCGACUGCAGCCCCCAGCCCACCAUGUCCAUGACAGUGGUGAUGAAGGAGAAGAACAAGAAAGUCAUGUUCCUGCCUAAAAAAACUAAAGACAAGGAGAUGGAGUCCAAGAGUCAGGUGAUUGACGGCAUCAGCCGUCUCAUUUGCACUGCCAAGCAACAGCAGACCAUGCUGAGAGUGUUGAUUGACGGUGUCGAGUGGAACGAUGUCAAGUUUUUCCAGUUGGCAGCACAGUGGUCUUCACACGUCAAACACUUCCCGAUCGGGAUCUUUGGACACACCAAAGGCCCUUACUAGUAGCCAAUGAGAGACUCGUAUGGAACCGAGGACAACUCCCUUUCCCCGUGUGCCAGUAGCCUUUAACCCGCCCCCCCAUCCCCUGAUCCCCAGACCCCGCCUUGGCACUUCAUCCCUUUCCUGGCUUCCAGCCCUGGCCCCCAGCCUCCGCCCCCCACGGUGCCUCUGCCCCUGUCCCCAGUCACCCUGCAUGCCCCUGCCCCCCCCCCACCACCACCAACCCUGGUCUCCAGUCCCCCAGCCCCACCCCACCCAAUCCCACCACGGCCUCCAACUGUCCCACUGUCUUAAUUUUACCUAUUUCUUCUGUUGUUUGUGAGUGUUUGUCAUUUUUUAUUUAUGUAAACACUUCUUGUGGCCUGAAUGUAAAGGGGAGAUCUUUUUUUCUCACCAAACUUUUAAAAAAUCCUACUGAUGCUUUUUUUGGUCUUUUGAUUGAAGAAAGACACAUUUUUAAUGAGCUAACCAUUAGAAUUUAUUGAAUUAAUGUCUAACAAUUAAGUUCCUGAGCUGUUCAUCCCUUAAAUGUUUAUUCUUUUUUUUACUUUGGCAAAGAUGGUUUAAAAUUCUUUGUCAGCACAAUUUAACAAUGUAACUAUUUAUCAAGAGUAUUUUGAAACCUAUAUAUCCCCGGAGAUAAAGACCAAAUGGAAGAGAGGUCUGUUCUCCUGGGUAGCACAGGGAGGAUGUCGGUCCUGAAAGACUUCAGGUCAAUCCCGUCUCUGGAACUCCACCGGCGUCAUCUGGUUUCACCUGAAGAAGACUGAGAUGUGCAAUAGAUGGUUUAUUCAAUGUGAACAAAAACUCCUGAGAAACUGCAACUGACCCUGCACUGUUGGUUCAUGCACCUCUGCUGGCAUUUACGACUUUCUUUUCUUUCUUUCUUUCUCUCUCGCUCUCUCUCUUUCUCUCCCAGCACUCCUCUCAACACUCCAUGUAUAUUUGCAGCUAAUACAAUUGGUAAUGUUACUAAAUGAUUACUCAUACAUUGCAGCUUUCAAUACCUGCCUCAAACUAUUGUCUUCUUCAUGAUGUACAGGUGAAUGUAAACAUUGAAGGUACCUUAAUGUAAAGCACUUUUAAAAUGCUUAGGUUAAUUCGAUUAUUAGUGGGGGGUUUACAUGCAUAAACAACUUGAUACCAACGACUGCAGUUCAUAGACAGUUACUGUUAUCUAUUACAGUUUAGAGCUGACAGUAUAAAAUACUAUGACAUGGCACAUUUCAUUUUAAGUAUUGCCAACCAUGAACCUGUACUUUAUCAGUAUUGUGCUAAAAGCAUCCUCAUCACGUUCGAUUGUCUGUUAGGCCUAACUGGACUAUAUGAAACAGUUGUAAUAAAAUGCUUGUACAGUCGGCCUAAAUAGAAUGUUAGAAAAGGUAUAGCAACCAACGCAACUUUUCACAUAACCUUUUACAGCCAUACAAUUUGUUUCAUAUCCUACCUGUCCUGUGCAUAUGACAUGGUGUACAUUUGUAGUUGUAUUUAUCCACAAAACAAGUAGCCGUAACAAAUAUUGCUUAACAGAAGUGCCACAGUUGCCUACAUUUUAUAAUUUAUUUGAGUAGUUUCCAGGCUUGAACGCUUUGGGCCCAACUGUUGGAUGGGCUGCAAGUUUAGUGCUGUAGGCUCUGAAAAUAACCAUUCCUCAAAGAAACGUAAGCAUCUUCAUGUUGAAAUGGUAACACUUUUUAUUUCCUCAUCAAGGAGUAUGUUUAAUUGUUUCGCCUGAUGAAAAGUGGAUCGAUGGAUGCCCAGGAAACUACCAUCGUUAUCCCAAUGUUGAGAGUAAUAAAACUAGACACACUAAA